Vitrella brassicaformis is the source of this 1467-nucleotide messenger RNA. Lineage: Eukaryota; Vitrellaceae. The record is from the annotation of a GenBank genome assembly.
GAUGGAUGGAAGUGCCUUCAUUGACACACUGCUCAUAAGCUCGCCGGUGUCUGUGUCCGUCGGUGUCUUACGUCUAAUGAUACGAUGUGAAUAAAGCCAGAUAGACUCGGCAUACAUCAAUCCACACACCCAGUCACCCAGCACCCAGCAGAGGGAACAGCUCUCCCAGAACGAACCGAGUAGCCUGCUCGUAGGGUGCAAACCAGCCCCCCUUAUCAACACUCGCACGGCACACUUCAAUCGCACACCCACCCUCGCACACCUCACUGUAUCUACUGGAAACCCAUGCCUCGAGAGCAUGUGCGUCACCUUCCCGUCCCAAUAUGCGCGCUCUGCAGCCACUUGCUUCCUGAGCAGCGAAUCUCGCUCCUGGUCCUGCCACUUCAGCACCUGUAGCAGCUGCUCGCUACGCUCCUGCAAGAACUUUGGCAGCUCCUUGUCUCGCUCGUCUAAUACCUGCACGAACUUCUGCAGCAGCUGCUCGAUCAGCUGCUCGUCACGCUUCUGUAGCAGCUCACUGAUGACAUCCCGCAGUUCGUUUGCCUUGUCGGGGUCGAUGGCCCUCGCCAGCUUCAUCGCCGCUGAUCGACAACACACACAGAUGGGAGCGUGAGCGAUGCCGGCGGCUGUUUAGAGUCAUUGUACCGUCUUCGUAACUUUGGUCAGCCGAGGGGGUGGCUUCGCCGCUUGAGGUCUCCGCAAAGAGGCGGCCCAAUGGCACUGACGAGGCCUGAGGGAGAGAGAGAAGGAAGCGGUGGAUCAAUGGCAAACCAACAAACGACACACGCCCAUCUGUCUCGUGUGUGCCCACCGGCGGUGAAUGGGAGGGCGUCACCGACAGCGGCGUCUGAAAACACAGAGUGGCCAUGACAGGUCGGAGGCUGUGUUGUGUUGUGUUGUGCUGUGUUGUGUUGUGAGCCGUGUACCAGGUCCUAGCACAGACGAGCCACACAGCCGGGACGCACCUGCACACAAGCCCACACACGAUUCACAGCGAGCCUCCGAAGUCCGCCCCUUUGUGCCGUACCUGAGCCGCCGCUACGAGUCGCCGGCGGCCGAAGAGGGACGAAGAGCGCCAUAUGGUCUGCGGACAAGACACACACCGAACCCACAGGUGGGAUGCAGCCGAUGCAGCCAGCCUUCUUGUGGCUCGGUCGGUGCCUGCCCUGCCGUGCCCACUGACUGACAGCACACCUGUGCUGUGUGCGUGGCCGACCACCAGAGAGCAGAGAAGCAGCGAUAACACAGCGACGGCCAAACAGAUUAUCUGCUCUGUGGAUCUCCGAUUCGGGAGGAAGCCAGCCGGGAGGAGGGGAGCGGUUUUGUCGAUUGCUCGGUGGGUGAAUCGGGGAUGGGUUCGCGGAGGGGAAGAGAUGAUAAGGCUGGGGAUUUGGCGAAUGAAUUCGUUUGAUCUGCAAGGACGCCAAGUUGAUGUGAUCACACCUGUGACUCCAUCGUACCCCUUUU